AUGUUUAUUUGGACCAGUGGCCGAACCUCCUCAUCAUACAGACCCGAUGAAAGAAGAAAUUUUUAUCAAAAAAUCAAGGACCAUGAUCUUUUGGACAAAAGGAAAACUGUGACUGCUCUCAAGGCAGGAGAGGACAGAGCUAUACUUCUGGGACUCGCUAUGAUGGUCUGUUCCAUUAUGAUGUAUUUUCUUCUAGGAAUAACACUGCUUCGGUCAUACAUGCAGAGUGUUUGGACAGAAGAGACCCAAUGCACAUUACUAAAUGCAUCCAUAACAGAAACUUUCAACUGCUCAUUUAGCUGUGGUCCAGACUGCAGGAAAAUCUCUCAGUACCCCUGCCUACAAGUCUAUGUAAAUUUGACUUCUUCAGGACAGAAGCUCCUCCUUUACCACACAGAGGAAACAAUGAAAGUUAACUCGGAGUGUUCUUAUAUACCCAGAUGUGGGAAGAAUUACGAAGAAUCAAUGUCACUUGUGAAUAUCAUAAUUGAAAAUUUCAGAAAACAUCAUCGCUUUUCAUGUUUUUAUGACCCGGAAGGAAAACAAAAGAAUGUGAUUUUGACCAAACUCUACAGUUCCAACGUUUUAUUUCACUCUUUGUUUUGGCCAACGUGUAUGAUGAUAGGUGGGAUCGCCAUCGUAGCGAUGGUGAAGCUUACGCAGUACCUCUCUCUUCUAUGCGAGAGAAUUCAAAGGGUGAACAGAUAA
Messenger RNA from Bombina bombina (fire-bellied toad), 708 nucleotides. RefSeq names its product calcium-activated potassium channel subunit beta-2. The record is from RefSeq and is a predicted model, not a curated record. Gene Ontology annotation, biological process: potassium ion transport; detection of calcium ion. The transcript is spliced from 4 exons. Gene Ontology annotation, molecular function: potassium channel regulator activity; calcium-activated potassium channel activity. Gene Ontology annotation, cellular component: membrane; voltage-gated potassium channel complex. The coding region runs from base 1 to 708 and encodes 235 amino acids. NCBI's taxonomy places the organism in Eukaryota, Metazoa, Chordata, Amphibia, Anura, Bombinatoridae.